AUGACAUUUGGAAUUGCUUCAUCUCAAUGGAGUUAAUUAAAGUGCCUAAUAAAAAACCAGGCUCAUACAAAUACUUGUAUGGACCUUUUAUUUAUAAUGAAGUAAGGAGAUCAAACGGAAAAAAGUUUAAAUGUGUUGAAAGUAGAGCGAAAAAUUUAUGUACGGCGACAGUGACUAAAAAUGAAACAGGUUAUUUUAUUGAACAUAAUCAUCCACCACCACCACUAUAUGAAGCUCAAAAAGAAAUUGAAAGCACAGCUGAUUGUUUAGCUGCAGAGUCUAAAUUAUCGUCAUCGCAAAUAAUAAAUUUAUUGAAGAGAAAGAUUGAAAAUGCUCGUAUGAAAUCACAAAAUGUAAGAACUUUAAUUUCAAAAAGGAAAAAACUUCAAAAACCGAACAUCCCCUUUUUUCUGAAAGACUUAAAAAACUCUAUAAUAAAUUAUUCACCAAUUAUGAGCAUUUUUCGGGCCCAAGUAAAUGCCGAGGAUGGUUCGACGGCAAUUAUUUUUUCAACAAAAGUAAUGUUUGAUCGUGUUGGCACUGUUGAUGAAAUUAAUCUACAUCAAACAUUUAAGGGCAUACCAUGUCUUUUUGUAGUUUGUAAUUCUACGUCUAAAUCAUUAUACACCGCCAUAUUACAACUAGUUUUUCGAGUACCGUCUAUUAAAAAUAAAUUAAAAUCAGUCGUGUGUGAUCUUUACUUACCUAUUAUGGAAGCAAUCCAAGAUGUAUUACCAAAUGUCUAUUUAAGAGGAUGCUGGCUUAGUUACAUGAGGGUAUGUAUAACAAAAAUUUAUACAUAAUUGUCUUAAAGAUUCCGUAAUUUA
Messenger RNA from Microplitis demolitor, 827 nucleotides. RefSeq lists its product as uncharacterized. The transcript has 3 exons. NCBI's taxonomy places the organism in Eukaryota, Metazoa, Arthropoda, Insecta, Hymenoptera, Braconidae. The record is from RefSeq and is a predicted model, not a curated record. Bases 27 to 803 code for a protein of 258 amino acids.